GCACACAUAAGUCUGGCUUUUUAUUUUAGGUUAAAAAAAAAGGAAAAUAAAUACGUAGAAUAAUUUUAAUUUCCCCCAAAAUCGAGAAGAUACCCAAACGCAGAACUUGAAACAUCGGGUAAUUUUCUUAAACCCCUGCCCUUGUCUUAGGUCUAAUUCUCGCAUCUACACUUCUCUUCACCCUCCGUCGAGAAGUCGAUCGACAAACCCGCGCUAUUUCACUUCUUCCCUCUUUUUUCAAUACUUCGUUCUCACUCACAAGUUCAGAUUCGUUUUCAAUCCUUUGGAUCUCACUCACCGACGAUAUUCUCAAAAUCUCUCAUGGUUAAAGCUCACAAGCUCCAAUCCCUAAAUCCCUAAAUCUGCGAUAUUCUCAAAAUCAGAUUCGUUUUCAAGCUUCUUCAAUCCUUUGGUACUCACUCACAAGCUCCAAUCCCUAAAUCUCUCAAGCUACGUUCAGAUUCAUCUCAAGCUUGGUUCAAAUUUGGUUCAACAUUCAGGCUUCGUUUAAAUUUUGUUCGAAUCCCUAAAUCUCUCAACCUCUCAAGCUUCGUUCAACUUCUUUCAGCUUCGUUUAACAUUCAAAUUCACAUUCAAUCUUCAAAAUCCAGUGUCUGCAAAGAAACUUUGGAGACUAUGUCAGAGUCGGACGAUGAAGUCAUGCAUGAGGAAGUCAUGUAUGAGGAGAUGAUUAUGGAAAUAAUCAAAGUCGAAGUCAAUUGCAAAAAAGCCCUUGCAAUAAUUAAUAAAUCAAUACAGGAAUCGAAUAACCAGGAACAUCAAUAUUUGUUGGAAUUAAAGGCCCGCGUCUUAUGGUAUAUGAAAAAACGUGAUAAUGGUGUAUUGAGUGCUUUGGGGGAACUGUUUGAUUCCGGGGUUGAAUUCAGAUUCCCAGUGACAUACCUUGUGUAUGGAGCUUCCUCGCACGUUAAAGAAGGUUCUGAAUCUCAACUAAAGAUCUAUAGGCUUGGAUUAGAGCAAGCUGAGAAGAAAGAUGACAAGAUGGUGGAUGAAUUCAAACAGAGACUUCAACCUCUGGAGGAAGCAGCACAUAGGAAGUUAGAGAAGUCAAAGAGGAAGAUGAGGCGCGGGAUGAAUGUGGAAAAGCAGGAGGAAGAGGAAGUUCAAACACCUGUUAAAGAUGUAGAACUGCAAACUGUCGUAGAUGUGACGGCGUCCGAGCAAAGCGUCUUAGAGGAAAAGAAAAAGAAUGAAGAUGAAAUUUUUCCUUUCCAGUUCGAUUGCCAUUUCAAGUUCACCAUGGUUGGCAAAUUAAAAAAUCAAUGUUAUACGGGGAUACAAUAUAUAGGGGAGGUUGAAGUAGAUAAAUCCUUUGUUGCUGCUACUAAAUGUCAAUUGAGCUAUUUUAAGGAACUUUAUUAUCAAUGUUCACGACACCAGAGCCUUUUGACUGUGGAAUCUAUUGUUCAACAUCCCGCUGAUGGGACUGACUUACUUGUAUGUGAAGUGGUCUAAACUUUAAAUGAUUAUUUUGAGGAGCAGAAACUUGAUGGGGCAGAAGUGACUGAAACUCAGUGGUGGGAACAUAUCUCUGAGAAAUUUCGAAGAAAUUUUAGAGAUGUGAUUCAAGGGAUGAUGUUCUUAUACUCAGCAACUGAUUAUGAUUGUGGGGACUUGUCAUUCAAUGUGUUUGUUACAAAAAGUGGCAGAGGGAAGAUUUUGCCAAGCAUGGUUAAGAGAACUGGAACGAAACAAACUGUAGAUCAUAUCAAAAUACUCAAAGAUUUAAUGAAGACAGUCAUUGCUUUUCCAUUCAGUGGCAUUACAGAAAGUUUGGAGCUCCCACUUGAACUACGAAGGUUUUUGGAUUUUGAACAUUCGAGAUGGUAAGUUUAGCACACUAACUUUAAAUCUAUAGUUGCAUGACUAUCAAAUUUUGUACUUGCGUUACUCAUAGUUUAUGUUUCUUGUUUUUUAGUUUCAGUCCGGCUUGGUUUGUGAUUAAUUGUCCCUUUUUCUGGACCGUGGAAGAACGGAUCCAGUUUGCGCAUGAGCUAAAGAUGUUGAUCAAGCUUAAUCUGAAGUUUAGAUAUACGAUUGAAGCAUGUCUUGAGGAUGCAAAUUUGUUUUCUAAUUGGAAUGAUGUUGUUGUUGAUGGCAUUUAUAAGAAGAUACUGGACUAUCAUGGACCAACAACCUCAAAUGCUGAAGAUGAUGAUGCAGAUGAAUCAGCAGCACAUGCAAAAUCCAAAGGUAUGACAUUACUAACUUUCUGCAAUAAAAUUCUGAACACACCUCAUGUUACAAAGUUUUGCGUUAAUAACAAACUGCUGCAUAGGAUCUAUAGGUUUAUUUUAAUCUUCAUUCCCAGGGGUCCUUAAUUUCUUUCUAAGUAACAUGCUUAUGAGAUUCUAAGAUAUUAGUACUAUAUGCAUAUACUUUCAUCAAUAUUUAAAAAAAUAAAUAUUAUAUACCAAAAGAUCAUUUAUAUAUCAUCUACUAGAAACAUACAAAAGGCUGUGCAUAUUAGCCUAUACAACUACUGCCACAUAUUGGUUCAUACAAAAGUACCACUUGCCCAGAAUAUAUAUACAUAAUAAAGUUUAAUAAAGUAACCUGCUUUUUUAUAAGAAAACACAUAUUUAUUCUAUUGAGUUAUUGCAGUAAGCAACUUUGGUUAUCGCUCUAGAGUCGACAUUUGUCGAUUUUUUGUUGCAGCAUACUCGCAUUACUAACCUGGAUAUUUUUGAUCAUUCAAAUGCGAGUAUGCUGCAACAAAAAAUCGACAAAUGUCGACUCUAGAGCGAUAACCAAAGUUGCUUACUGCAAUAACUCAAUAGAAUAAAUAUGUGUUUUCUUAUAAAAAAGCAGGUUACUUUAUUAAACUUUAUUAUGUAUAUAUAUUCUGGGCAAGUGGUACUUUUGUAUGAACCAAUAUGUGGCAGUAGUUGUAUAGGCUAAUAUGCACAGCCUUUUGUAUGUUUCUAGUAGAUGAUAUAUAAAUGAUCUUUUGGUAUAUAAUAUUUAUUUUUUUAAAUAUUGAUGAAAGUAUAUGCAUAUAGUACUAAUAUCUUAGAAUCUCAUAAGCAUGUUACUUAGAAAGAAAUUAAGGACCCCUGGGAAUGAAGAUUAAAAUAAACCUAUAGAUCCUAUGCAGCAGUUUGUUAUUAACGCAAAACUUUGUAACAUGAGGUGUGUUCAGAAUUUUAUUGCAGAAAGUUAGUAAUGUCAUACCUUUGGAUUUUGCAUGUGCUGCUGAUUCAUCUGCAUCAUCAUCUUCAGCAUUUGAGGUUGUUGGUCCAUGAUAGUCCAGUAUCUUCUUAUAAAUGCCAUCAACAACAACAUCAUUCCAAUUAGAAAACAAAUUUGCAUCCUCAAGACAUGCUUCAAUCGUAUAUCUAAACUUCAGAUUAAGCUUGAUCAACAUCUUUAGCUCAUGCGCAAACUGGAUCCGUUCUUCCACGGUCCAGAAAAAGGGACAAUUAAUCACAAACCAAGCCGGACUGAAACUAAAAAACAAGAAACAUAAACUAUGAGUAACGCAAGUACAAAAUUUGAUAGUCAUGCAACUAUAGAUUUAAAGUUAGUGUGCUAAACUUACCAUCUCGAAUGUUCAAAAUCCAAAAACCUUUGUAGUUCAAGUGGGAGCUCCAAACUUUCUGUAAUGCCACUGAAUGGAAAAGCAAUGACUGUCUUCAUUAAAUCUUUGAGUAUUUUGAUAUGAUCUACAGUUUGUUUCGUUCCAGUUCUCUUAACCAUGCUUGGCAAAAUCUUCCCUCUGCCACUUUUUGUAACAAACACAUUGAAUGACAAGUCCCCACAAUCAUAAUCAGUUGCUGAGUAUAAGAACAUCAUCCCUUGAAUCACAUCUCUACAAUUAACAAGAAAAAGAACAAAGAGAUUAACUACUACACAACCUGUAUCUUUUUUUUUUUUUUUUUUUCAGAUUAAGAAAUAAGAAAUAUAAAGGCAGAGAAGAAUAUAUUACAGAAUAAACUAAUACAAUUGCAAACAUUUUACCUAAAAAUUCUUCGAAAUUUCUCAGAGAUAUGUUCCCACCACUGAGUUUCAGUCACUUCUGCCCCAUCAAGUUUCUGCUCCUCAAAAUAAUCAUUUAAAGUUUGGACCACUUCACAUACAAGUAAGUCAGUCCCAUCAGCGGGAUGUUGAACAAUAGAUUCCACAGUCAAAAGGCUCUGGUGUCGUGAACAUUGAUAAUAAAGUUCCUUAAAAUAGCUCAAUUGACAUUUAGUAGCAGCAACAAAGGAUUUAUCUACUUCAACCUCCCCUAUAUAUUGUAUCCCCGUAUAACAUUGAUUUUUUAAUUUGCCAACCAUGGUGAACUUGAAAUGGCAAUCGAACUGCAAUUAAAUAAAUCAAAGCGAACUGAUAAGAUAAUAAUCUUUAUAAAUAUCCUUAAAGACAUUCAAACUUUUAGAGAAUGCAUCCUGAACAUAUGAAAUUAAAUGAUAUUAUUGAUCAUCUAGUUAAUAUCCUCUAAUGAGGUAGGGAGCCGGAACUUGGAUAUUUUGGUUCAUUAUAGCAUUUUGGUUCAACUCUUGGAAACUCUCCUCACACUUAUCAUCCCAAACAAAAGCUUGACUCUUCCUAGUCAACUGAGUCAACGGCAAUGCUAAUUUGGAAAAUCCUUGGAUAAACCUCCGAUAGUAACCGGCCAAACCAAGAAAACUUCGGAUCUCAGUAACAGACUCCGGUGUUCCCCACUCUUGCACGGCUUCAACCUUAGCAGGAUCCACGGCUAUUCCUCCACUCGAUAUAACGUGACCCAAAAAGCUAACUUCAUGCAACCAAAAUUCACACUUUGAAAAUUUUGCAUAAAGCUGUUGGAACAAAAUUGGUUCUAUAGCCCUAAACUUAUGUUAAAAAUUUUUGAUGAUAACAAAAGGUAUUAAAUGCACAAUUGGUAGUACUAAUAUGUUUAUUAAGUGUGCAUGAUCUUAAAAGCAAAUUCUGAUAAUUGUUAAGAACUUGAGAAAGGAGAUAAGUUCUGAAUAGUGCUCAGAAGUUGAAAAUAUUCAGAAGCUCUUGGUCAUCAGAAGAUAGAAGAACAUUCAGAAGCAUCUAUUCACCAGAAGCUAGAAGCCUUCAGAAGAUAACCAAGUUUAUAAAAUUCUGAAGAAUAUCUUCUUGUCAGUACUUCUCAGAGAACGUCAGAAAUGAUUGAAGAAUAAUUCUCUGAUGCUAUGUCCUUGUAUAUGAUUGAAGAAUAAUCAUAGUACAUCAACCUUAUCUUUUAAGGAAGGAGCGUAUGAGUCAUUGUACUAUCUUUUCUCUAUUUGGUGCGUACUAUAUUUCAUGGACAAGGUAGUGGAAGAUUUUUGCUACUUCAAGUAAAGAAUUCAAAACCACCAAAUCAAUAGUACAAUUCAAGCUGACAACCUUAUCUUCUUACAACGGUCAUUCACAAGUGAAGCAUUUCAUUUGCCUAUAAAUACAAGACACUUUGUGAAGAAACGAAUACAGCUAUAUACUGCUAUUACUGAUCUACUGCUGCACCAUUUGAACAAAUUGACAACUUGAUAUAUUUGCACAAGACUACAAGCUUCUAAACAUUCUGAUAUACACUUAGAUAUUUGUUUCAAAUCUUUGUGUAAUAGCUUUAAGUCUUAAGGUGCUUACAUUAUAUCACAACUUUCUUAUUUUUA
Molecule: messenger RNA, 5627 nt
Organism: Trifolium pratense (red clover)
Lineage: Eukaryota; Viridiplantae; Streptophyta; Magnoliopsida; Fabales; Fabaceae
Exons: 6
Coding region: 637-1476 (279 amino acids)
Source: RefSeq, a predicted model, not a curated record